AACAGCGUAAUUUUGUCAAGCACAAUCGAUAAGGAAAUGAUAUCGAUUCCCUUUGCCAUUGUUAUAUAAAACAAUUUUGAGAUUCGACAAGCACAAACGGCAUAAUGUCGUGGGCGAUUUUUUUGUGUGCUCUUUUGCUCUGUGGAAGCAAUUGUUUUGCUUACAAGAUUCAAAAUAAAUCAUGGUGGAAUAACACCGUUUUUUAUCAGAUUUAUCCGAGAAGUUUCUGUGACUCAGAUGCCGAUGGAAUAGGCGAUUUAAAGGGGAUAACUUCGAAGUUGGAUUAUAUUGCGGAAACUGGCAUCAAUGCGAUUUGGCUGUCGCCCAUAUAUACAAGUCCUAUGGUUGAUUUUGGAUAUGAUAUAUCCGAUUUUGUUAACAUCGAUCCAAUUUUUGGUUCAUUGAAAGACUUUAAAAUUCUUCUGGCACGCGCUAAAAAGCUCGGUCUAAAAGUAAUUCUCGAUCUUGUGCCGAAUCAUACAUCUGAUAAGCAUAUAUGGUUUCAAAAGGCUCUUCGAGGUCAUAAAAAGUAUAAGAAUUAUUAUAUUUGGGCAGAUGGCAGAAAUAAUGACGACAAAACACCGCCUAACAAUUGGAUUAGUGUAUUUGGUGGAUCCGCGUGGACUUAUGUAAAAUCACUAAAUCAGUGGUAUUUCCAUCAAUUUGAGUAUAGACAACCUGACUUAAAUUUUCGUAAUCCUGCAGUAAGAAAGGAGAUGUUGAACGUGUUGAAAUUUUGGUUGGAUUUAGGUGUAGACGGAUUCCGCGUUGAUUCGGCCCCAUUUAUUUAUGAAAACCCAGAAUUGCUAGACGAACCUAAAAGUAACAUAGACGGUGCCACGUCGCGAGAGCAUAAGUAUUUGAAGCAUAUUUACACCAUGGAUUUAAUCGAUACUUAUAAAUUGUUUGGAAAGUGGCGAAAAUUCUUGGACUUAUAUGCUUCAAAACGUAAUCAGGAUCGGAAGUUGAUGUUGAUGGAGGCGUACUCUGAUUCUAAGUAUACUAUGCAAUAUUACUAUUAUGAUUUAGUUCCGUUUAAUUUCAACUUUAUUACAAAUGUGAACGCAACAUCGUCUGCGCAAAAAUUUAAACAACAAAUAGAUCUGUGGAUGAAUUCGAUGCCAAGAGGUAAAAUCGCUAAUUGGGCGAUGGGAAAUCACGAUAAUCCUCGAGUUGCCUCUCGUUAUCCUAACAGAUCGGAUCAAAUGACUAUGUUGUCUAUGGUCUUGCCAGGCUUGACAGUGACAUAUAACGGUGAAGAAAUUGGCAUGGUGGACAAGAGAGAUAUAUCUUGGGAAGAUACACAGGACCCUCAGGGGUGUAUUGCGGGUAAAGAGAAAUUUAAGAGUACGUCCCGUGAUCCUGAACGCACGCCAUUCCAAUGGGACGCGACAAAAAAUGCAGGUUUUAGUACAGCAAAUUCGACGUGGCUUCCGGUACAUCAGAACUAUAAGGAAUUGAACCUGGCGAACCAAAUGGCAGCCGAUAAAUCGCACUACAAGAUUUAUAAGACCUUAGCUCACAUGCACCGAACAGAACCGGCCCUUACUGAAGGAAGUUAUAAAUCAAUUACAACAAACAAUGGCACUGUUCUAGGUAUAAUUCGAAACAAAGGUAGCCGCGUCGUGUUGCUUCUGAUUAACUUUAGUAAUGAAGAACAACAAGUUGUCGAUUUGUCACAAGAAGAACUUCCUUCGAAAUUGAAGGUCAAAGUCUCCAGUAUGGGUUCCAAAGUGAUACAUGGGAAAUUGGUUGAUGUAAACAAGAUGUCUUUACCUGCUCAAGAUACUGUAAUAUACACGUCCAUAUGCAAGUCCAUAGUAGUAUGUCAAGAGCAGUGUUGCACGUGUUUGUACAAACAUUCGACGAAGGUGACAGUGAUUGUCUGUGAUCCCGAACUUCUUUCCUCCACGGAUAUGGUAGAUGUUACAACAGCUUUGCCAUCCAAUGGAAGGGCGUCGUUAAUUGGACGCACCAGAGGUGCUCUUAGAUCUGUGCGAACCGCUCUAGGAGGAAGCGGGGAAUAUCUUCAGGGCCUAGGGAACAGAAUAGGAUCUGCUCUUAGCAGUAGCUUAGAAGAAAGCGAAUUGACUACAACCCCUUCUACGCCAUCAUCAUCGCCGCAAGCACCUGCAUUGCAGUCUAUCAAGUCAGAAGAGCAUUUAGGACGGCGGAAACUCAGGCUUCCGAGAUUUGGCGCGGGACUAUCCUACGAGGAUUAUGAGGCAAUAGCGCGACAUAAAUUAGAACGGCAGGGUAGCGCCAGUCUUUCCAGAACAAGAAAAUAUCCACCUGGGAUGACUUACGAAGAGAUAGCAUCCUCCAGAUCAGUCUCAAGUAAGAAACAGGAGAAUCGAAUUGAACAGGAUGAUAUCAGUCCUGAUCGCGACAGCCAGGAAAGUAUAGAGCCCAUUCAGGAGCAGGACAUCAAAGCGACCGGGCCCGAUCCUUACGAGAAAUUGAAUUACAAAGCAGACAUGCCUUGCAGCAGUGAUUCUACGAGUGAUCAAGAUGGAUACGGACCCAGCACUAGCUUAGAUUCUAACAUGGAUGGUCGCAGAAUAUGGCAAAGAUCAGGUUCAUCGGGAUCUGUUCAAUCCUGGGCUUCGAGCUUAUCAGCUGACAGUCAGUCGGAGGAAGCUGCUGCAGACUUCAUGAAAGCUUUUGUACCUUUACUAUUCGACGCGCCUAAUACUAUCGAUCAAGAACAAAAGGCUAAUUUUGGGCAGAUGGUUUUGACAGAAUCGGGAAGAGUAUGGUUUUCCAGGGUAGUAAACGCGAGAAGGGCACGUGCGUGUGUCACAGAAGCUUCAUUUUAUUCUUUGGCGCAGCAUUUCGCAGUCGCGCUGUUUGAAUGCCAUGAAGCGGAUGAUUUUGCUCCCGCUAAAAGUCUUAUGAACAUGUGCUUCACUUUCUAUCAUGAAGUGGAAGUUCCUGGAUUAGAGCCUUACCGUGAAUAUUUAUACACACAUUUACGCGUUCAACCAAUAUGGACAUCUAUGAGAUUUUGGACAGCUGCUUUCUUUGACGCAGUACAAUGUGAGCGAGCGUCAAGACCGGUACCACCUCGACCGAAAUCCUUAGAUCAGGAAAGUAUCGCUGCUGAAGAUAGAAAGUUUCAAGCAAACAUUGUCUUUGGACAAUUAGGGACUUUUACUUGCAACAUGCAUGCUUUCGGCCUGUCACGAGCUUUAUGCACAGAGUUCCUUCGGAAACAAUGUAUUAUAGCGAAUUUAACUAAAGAACAAGAGAAAAUGUUACGAGAUAACAUAGAUCGAAUGUUCGAUGAGACCGAGCCUUGGCGGUAGUUUAGUUUGAAUAAACAGAUAAGAUUGAUUUUGAAAAUUGUUUUAAAGAAACAUUUUGCAAUGUUUCUUCUUGGAAAUAUUUCCGACGAAAUCGAAUUGUCUUCAAACGCCGAGAAAGCGAUGAAGUCAAUUAUGAAAACAAUCUUGUAAAUAACGUUGAUGUUAAGUCGACAUUUGUUGAAUCUUUCGCGGUAUUCGACGCUGGACACGUCAAUUCCUAAGAUGCAAACACUGCACAGAUUCGCGCCUUAAUUGUGAAAAGUAUAUUGAAUCUUACGUUUCUGAAAACUAUGAAAAGAUUACGAAAGAUUUUUCCAAAAUCGCUGAAACGAGGAUUGAGGAAUUAAUCCUAUAACG
Molecule: messenger RNA, 3665 nt
Organism: Trachymyrmex septentrionalis
Lineage: Eukaryota; Metazoa; Arthropoda; Insecta; Hymenoptera; Formicidae
Exons: 17
Coding region: 105-3308 (1067 amino acids)
Biological process (GO): carbohydrate metabolic process
Source: RefSeq, a predicted model, not a curated record